CCUCUCUUUUCCUCCCCCUCCUACAAUACACAACCCUAUCUCCCUUCUCACUUGCCCACCACAAUCGAUCUCCAACCCCACACAAACCCACCUGAUCCGAUGAAAUCCGUUUCCAGAACGCCGGUGAGAAGAAACGACGGCGGUUGUUUCCACCGUUACCUGAAGCCAGGGGUUCUCGCUCAGAUCCGUGACUCCAGAAUCAACGCGAGAUCUAACUCGCUCGUCACCCGCUCUUCUGCGCAACGACUCGACUCGUCCAUGCCCUCUCCGGGUAGCCCUUCGCGAGCAACUCCGCAGAUUUUGACGAUUGAUCAUGUUCCCGAUCUCUUGUGCAAGAUCUACGGACCUUGUAGCCUCCGGAGGAAGAAGCUCGUCGCUGCUAGAUCCAUGUCGUUGAUGGACUUGAACGCUGCUUCAAGUACUCUGCUCGAAUCCGUCGGUGGUAAUAGCAGUGUAUUGAAUAAUGAUGCGUUAGUUUCUCACUGAAUUAAACGUAGUUGAUAAUGGAUACCUUCUGUUCUUGUUGUAGAUUGCUUCCCUUAUUUGUUAGCUGAUCCAAUUUGGUAAAAACUGUCAAUUUUUCUUGAACGGUAUAGCUCCGAAUAGAUUUUACAUAGAUUAUGGUUUCGAUA
Tarenaya hassleriana is the source of this 632-nucleotide messenger RNA. RefSeq lists its product as uncharacterized. Lineage: Eukaryota; Viridiplantae; Streptophyta; Magnoliopsida; Brassicales; Cleomaceae. The transcript has a single exon. The record is from RefSeq and is a predicted model, not a curated record. The coding region runs from base 100 to 486 and encodes 128 amino acids.